Drosophila serrata is the source of this 4126-nucleotide messenger RNA. It is a transcript of the gene wry, whose product is annotated as delta and Notch-like EGF repeat containing weary. Gene Ontology annotation, biological process: establishment or maintenance of epithelial cell apical/basal polarity; heterophilic cell-cell adhesion. Gene Ontology annotation, cellular component: protein-containing complex; plasma membrane. Gene Ontology annotation, molecular function: calcium ion binding. NCBI's taxonomy places the organism in Eukaryota, Metazoa, Arthropoda, Insecta, Diptera, Drosophilidae. The record is from RefSeq and is a predicted model, not a curated record.
AGCGUUACGGUUGGUCGCGAUUUCGUCUCGAAAACGUGUGGCACUUUCUGAUGGUCACUUCAGUGUAAGCGCGUCGGUCGCACUGUGUUUACAUUGUUUGCAAACUAAUUAAAAUUUAUAAUCGCCAUGUGCCAAAGCCCAACCAAAUAGCGGAUCAAAAAAAAAACAUAGAAAAAGAAAAAUCCUGCAUUGGAUUUCUGAGAGAGGAAAAAUCAAAUCCGCUGGGUCCCGAAGGGAAAUUUUAAGCAAACAAAAUGUGGAAAAUCUGCAUUUUUACAUUGGUAAUUGCGGUGGUUGUUGCAACAACUCUGCCGGCAACACCAACACCAACAACAUCAGCAACACCAACACCAUCAGCAGCAGCAGCAACAACAGCGCUCCCUGGAAAAACCAUAACAAAUGACUCCGGCCACGCCUCUUUGGAGGCCACCAGCAGCCGCCCCCUGGCCGAAAAUCGUACGCUGUUGAAUAUGGCCAGGGAAACGGUCGAAAUUUCAACUGUGGGCGGUUCAACCUCAACGGCCACGCCCACCACGACGGCCACAACCAGUACAACAACAACGCAGGCAACAACAUCAGCAACGGGAGUGGUGAUGCUGCCGGAAAAUGAGGAAACACGAAAAGCCAAGCUAAUGACAAACGCCCAAAAAAUGCCUUUAGCUGGUUUGGGUGAACUGAGCGGCAUCAAGGAUGCACUGUAUCGGAUUAAAUUGAGCGAGAAGCCACUAGAGGCAACAACUGAUGCGCCACCAGCAACAGCAACAGCAGCAGCAGCAACAGCAACAUCAACGACCAUUACCACAGAACAACCGGAAGCCGAGGAUCAGAAUGAUGCCGACGAGGUGGAUGGAAUGGCACCCACGAUUUCCCCCCUUCAAAUUCAAAUGCAGGCAGCUGCCUCAUAUCAAGUAGCCGAGACGUUGGCCGACCUAAAUGAGGAGGAGCGUGCUCGAUAUGAUGCCAUGUUGGCGCAACAGCCCACAGCAAGCAAACUGAAUAUUGUGGAUUUAUAUCCCCUUAAACUUGAUGAUUUCCAACCCAUUAUUCAGAACGAUAAUGAAGAGCUGAUCAAGCAGCGUACAGUUUUCACUCAGCCGGAAAAUACUGAAGAAUACAAACAGAAUCUAAUGCCCAAUGAGGUCGAGUUGAUCAUCAACAAGGAAGGUGGCGAUGGUGGCAUUGAGACACUGGAGAAAAUCAAAAUUAAUAUAGCCAAAGUAGGAAAACAUCCCAGCACAACGACCACGACGAGUAACUCAAACCAGGGCACGACGGCUGAUUUUACGGGUAAACUGCUGGCCGAUCAAGAUGAUUUGAUCACGGAAAUUGAAAGCAAAUUCCAGCUGCAUGAAACUACAACUGCCAAGCCCAAAGUUGCCAUUAAACUACGACCGGGAGAUACUUUCAUCGAUCGGCGGGUGAAGAAGAGUUUCGAAUUCCCCAUGCAACAUCGAGCCAGCGAUGUGAUGGCCAUGCCGCAUAUUGACUUCGCAAACACCAAGUUCCAAACCGAUGUCGAUGCCCCAAAUCCACCGGCCUCGCAUCCCGAAUUUUCCACCACAAAGUUCUACAACAGCAAGGAGCUGUACAACGAAAUGCUGCUGCAUAAUAAGCGCAAGUUAAUGAAGGCAACCAAGGAUGCCAAGGAUGCUAGGGCUGACGGCAGUCCGAUAAAGUCAGCGGAGGAUACAACUCAGGCCGCCAACUUGAACGUGACUCCGGAAGGGAAAACUUUUACGCCGACAGCAACAACAGCAACAUCAGCAACUGGAACCAGCAGCACAACAACACCAAAAUCACCAACAAUAAUAACAACAACAGCAGCAGCAGGAGCAGCCGGUGUUGAGUCAACAACAAGGACAACUGACAGUCAGACAGGAACUACGGCAACCACUGGAAAAUAUCAGAAAGAGCUUAAGCGUGCCAAAUUAUUGCUCAAGGCCCUGACACCGCCCAAGUCCGACAAACUGGCAGUUGUCUCGGCCAAAGUUAAAGCCGCUAAAGUAGAGGAAGAACCAACCGCCGGUGAAUCCCCAUCAUUGACUUCAACAUCAACAUUGUCAUCGAAGGCAGUGCCUUCCACAACGACCACUACCAUGACCAGUCCCAUGCUAUUGGCCACCGCAAGGACGCGUCCACAAGCGGCUAAUCCCACUAAGACGGCCUCAAAGCCAAUUGAGCCGCGCAUUUUAAGUCGCCUGCAGGAGAAAAUCAAUUCGCUUGAAUGCGAGAUCCCCACGGUGCCGCAGGACUCGCAUCUGUGGCGCGGCAAUGAGACCCAUGAAUUGCUGCUGCCCAUUGUGACCACGGAGCACUGUAAGCCGAAUGAGAACUGCAUACCGAAUGUCCUCACCUGGCGAGGUGAGGCGGAGAUCCAGUCUGGCGAUAUCCUGAUUGUUGAAAUCAACGAUGCCAUGCUUAAUCCAUCGCACGAGCCCAACAACACCAGCAGCGCUGUACAUGCCACACAGGUGUAUCAGGUAACUCGCUCCGGCCACGAGCAUUGCGAUGUUACCGAGGGCGUCCUGCUGGAUAUCACACCGUUGGUGGUCGAUGGCAGGAAACUGGUUACCCUGUACGACAAGGACCUCACCGAGGGAGUUAACUUGCUAAUUGUGGUGUCCGAGCUGUGGGGAGCGCAAUGUGUCCGCCUGAAGGUGACCACGAAAACCGACAACUGCGGCGAGAAUGCCGAUUGCUCCGGCAAGGGAGUCUGCUACUCGGACUCUGGGAUGGAGGAGUACGAGUGCCAAUGCUGCAGCGGAUUUGCUGGACCACACUGCGAGGAGAUAGAUGCGUGCAACCCGAGUCCUUGCACCAACAACGGCAUCUGCGUGGAUCUAUCGCAGGGCCACGAGGGCAACUCCUAUCAGUGCCUGUGUCCGUACGGAUAUGCGGGCAAGAACUGUCAAUACGAGUCGGAUCCCUGCAAUCCCGCCGAGUGCAUGAACGGUGGCAGCUGUGUGGGCAACUCAACGCACUUUCGCUGCGAUUGUACGCCCGGCUUCACAGGACCUUUAUGCCAGCACAGCCUGAAUGAAUGCGAGUCCUCGCCGUGUGUUCACGGCAUCUGUGUGGACCAGGAGGAUGGCUUUCGAUGCUUCUGCCAGCCAGGAUUCGCCGGCGAGCUGUGCAACUUCGAGUAUAAUGAAUGCGAAUCGAAUCCGUGUCAGAAUGGCGGCGAGUGCAUCGAUCACAUUGGCAGCUACGAGUGUCGCUGCACGAAGGGCUACAGCGGCAACCGUUGCCAAAUUAAGGUUGAUUUCUGCGCCAACAAGCCUUGCCCCGAAGGACACCGCUGUAUUGAUCAUGGAAAUGAUUUCAGCUGCGAAUGCCGAGGUCGCAAUGGACCGGAUUGUAAUCAAAUGCCACGAACGUACUUUCAGCAAUGCAAUGUGAAUCCCUGCACCCAUGGCGGCACUUGUUGGUCCAGCGGCGAUAGCUUCUAUUGCGCCUGUCGUCCCGGUUACACCGGCACCAUGUGCGAAGAUGAGUUUGUGGUGGAGACUGUCGUUAGCUCCAGCGAAUUUAUUGUGGACGAUGCGAACGCUAGAAAUUUUAAUGACAAAACUUUCGGUUCAUCGGUUGUGCUUAAGAGUCCCAUUGAAUUGCAUAAUGCAUAUUUUGCGGCCGGAGUUCUGGCAGCCGCCAUUUUCAUCGUUGCCGUUGUGGUCACCAUUUGUCACUGCAAGGUCAAUCAGACGUAUCGGAAAUUCUCGACACGUUCCACCUCGUUUAUACCCAUCCUGGGAUUCAGUCGUCGCCCCAAAAUGCAGGGCAAACUCAAUAAGCAUUGGCUGAGUGGCAAGGGUGCCGCUUCCGCUUCCGCCGCAGCCGCUGCGAGUGGCACCUCGAAUGUGGCACCAACGGUUGGACCGAGGAGCAAUGGCGCUGCGCGGCAUUUGCCAGGACAACCGCAAACGCAGACCACGCUGGGUGGCCAGCUGCAGGAGCGACCUUUUCAGCGGCAUCUGGCCAUGAACCUGGAGAACGAUAUGUACUACACGGUGGACUUUAGCGAGAACUCACAGCACUCACCAUUGAUACAGUGAGACUUGGACGGGAAUGGCGGAUGGCUAGUCAAAUUCACCCCAAACAGAGAGGAGUGAGGAGGGAUUGGAAUGGA